This is a messenger RNA of Hyla sarda, 3602 nucleotides long. It is a transcript of the gene PAXBP1, whose product is annotated as PAX3 and PAX7 binding protein 1. Gene Ontology annotation, cellular component: U2-type post-mRNA release spliceosomal complex; nucleus. Bases 146 to 2797 code for a protein of 883 amino acids. Gene Ontology annotation, molecular function: DNA binding. Gene Ontology annotation, biological process: positive regulation of transcription by RNA polymerase II; spliceosomal complex disassembly; mRNA splicing, via spliceosome. The record is from RefSeq and is a predicted model, not a curated record. Lineage: Eukaryota; Metazoa; Chordata; Amphibia; Anura; Hylidae. The transcript has 18 exons.
UCCUUUCUCUGCAGUCCUUCCUCUUGCCAUUGACACCUCCGUGCAGCAGGGGGCGCUGUAAUAUUCGCAGUGAGCUGCGGUGCGUGCUGUGUUCCAGGCGGGCAGAUCUCUGGGCCGCGGUGCUGUGUGCCGCUCGGUGUUCGCCAUGUUCCGGAAAGUGCGGCGGGUAAACGUGAGGAAGCGGAAUGAUUCGGAGGAAGAGGAGCGGGAACAUGACGAGCCUAUGGCGGUGGAGCAGCCGGGGAGUGUUACCGCCGAGCCGGCUGUCAUUCCGGGCCUCCUGCAGCACGACGGCGGCCUAAAGCCACGGAAAGAAGCCAAGGAGGUCGGCCCCGGAAUAGCCAAGCCUGUGGCCCUGCUCAGCUUCCAGGACGACGAGGACGAGGUGGAGACUUUUAAAGUGAAGAAACCAAAUCACAGCAAGAAAAUAGUGAAGCUGCUUAAAAAAGAAUAUAAAGAAGAUCUGGAAAAAUUUAGACCUAGAUCUGAUAUUAACUUCGCACUAGAUGCAGGUGAUCUACAGUCUGUAAGGAAUGCAACCACCAAAGAUAAUGCCCAGGAAGAGGCGACUGCUGGUAGUGACCUGGGCGAGGAGGAGAUGGAAGUAGAAAGUGAAAAAGAAGACGAGAAACCCAAAGCUGGCUCUUUCACCAACUCUCUGUCCUCCUUAAAUGUGUUACGUCCAGGGGAAAUUCCCGAUGCAGCUUUCAUCCACGCUGCUCGGAAGAAGAGGCAAAUGGCUCGUGAGCUCGGAGACAUCCCAUCCAUUGAUUUGGAUGGAGGGAAAAGCAGACUAGUCCGAGAAGAUGAGAAUGAUGCCAGUGACGAUGACGAUGAUGAUGAAAAGCGUCGCAUUGUCUUCUCAGUCCGAGAGAAAUCGCAAAGACAGAAGAUUGCUGAGGAAAUUGGUAUUGAGGGCAGUGAUGAUGACGCUCUGGCAACCGGGGAGCAGGAUGAAGAGAUCAGCCGCUGGGAACAAGAACAGAUAAGGAAGGGCAUUAGCAUACCCCAGGUUCAAGCCCCACAGCCUGCAGAAGCCAAUAAUUUGUUCUACCCCAGCACUUACCAAGGAAUACCCUACAAUUCUGCCUACAACAUCCCUUAUACUUAUGCUGCCUAUGGAGCUGCUGACACAAAAUUUCAGAAACCAGAUAAUUCUGUCACUUACAAAACUCCCAGUAAUGAGAUGACUCCUGUAACUAUUGAUUUGGUAAAGAAACAGCUUAAAGACAGGCUCAGUGCAAUGGAGGACGUACACAAAGCAAACCUGGAACUUUAUGAGAAGCACGAGAAAAGCCAAGAAGACUCCAACAAUGCAAUUAUCCGAUUAGAAGGGUGCUCGGGGGGGAAUGGUGAACGGUAUAAGUUUUUGCAAGAAAUGCGAGGGUAUGUCCAAGACUUGCUUGAGUGUUUCCGUGAAAAGGUUCCUCUGAUAAAUGAGCUUGAAUCCGCAAUGCACCAGCUGUACAAACAGCGAGCUGCCCGCCUUGUCCAAAGACGACAAGAUGAUAUAAAAGAUGAAUCUUCGGAGUUUUCGAGCCAUUCAAGUAAAGCUGUAAUGGCACCAAAUCUAGACUCUUUUGGGCGAGAUCGAGCAACUUAUCAGGAGCAUGCAAAGCAGCGGAGGAUAGCAGAGAGAGAAGCUAGAAGAGCACGGAGGCGACAAGCUCGUGAAGUUUCUGGCAAGAUGGCCGAGCAUCUUGAAGGCCUUUCAAGCGAUGAUGAAGAGACCUCCACAGACAUCACAAAUUUUAACAUGGAGAAAGAUCGAAUUUUAAAAGAAUCCAGCAAAGUUUUUGAAGACACCCUGGAGAAUUUUCAUUCUUUUGACUGUAUCAAAUUUCAGUUUGACACCUGGCGUUCGUCUUAUUAUAAUACAUAUAAAGAUGCAUACAUUGGGCUUUGUUUACCAAAACUCUUAAAUCCUCUUACACGUCUCCAGCUCUUGUCUUGGAACCCUCUGGAGCCCAAAUGUUGUGACUUUGAAAGAAUGGUCUGGUUUGAGUCUCUGCUCUUUUAUGGCUGUGAAGAAAAAGAAUUUGACAAAGAUGAUGCAGACAUUAUGCUCUUGCCUUCCCUAGUGGAAAAGGUUAUUCUUCCCAGACUAGCAGUUAUGGCAGAGAACGUAUGGGACCCUUUUUCUACGACGCAGACAAACAGGCUGGCAGCGGUGUUUCAGAAACUAAUAAAUGGAUACCCGACAGUCGUAAAUUCAGACAACAAAAACACAGAGGCACUACUGAAAGCACUAUUGAUGAGAAUGAGGAGAACGUUGGACGAUGAUGUGUUUAUGCCUCUCUAUCCCAAAAAUGUGAUUGAAAAUAAGAACUCGGGACCCUGCGUGUUCUUCCAGCGUCAGUUCUGGUCAUCUGUAAAGUUACUAGGAAACUUUUUGAAGUGGUAUGGAGUCCUUUCCAAUAAGAGCUUACAGGAGCUGGCAAUAGACGGACUGCUAAAUAGAUACAUCCUUAUGGCUUUUCAGAAUAACGAGAACGGAGAAGACAGUAUUAAGAAAGCGCAGAGUGUUAUUGCAUGUUUUCCAAAGCAAUGGUUCUCAGGCCUUAAAGGAGGUAAAACCGUUCCACAACUAGAGAACUUUGCCCGGUAUCUCACUCAUCUGGCCGGUGUCAUCUACAGGCAGAAUAUAGGUUGCUCAGACAUAGAGAAGCGAAAUGCAAGAGACCAAAUCCGACAGAUAGUAAAAUUGCUGGCGAGUAUCCACUCCCUGGAAUAUGCGGUGUCUGUGGCGAACGAUUACAAUGUGAAGGACGUCAAGGCUCCAGUGGAGGCAAAAUAAAGCGUCCGGGUGCCCCUCGCCCCCUACGUGUUCUGCUUUGUACAUAGUCUGUAAAAAGUCUAAAGCUGUAUAAAGUGUUUUGUUUUUAACGUAACAGUCAACAUAAUAUGAAUUAACUGUAAUAUAUCGUCCCAAUUCUGUGUAUAUAACAUUCGAAUACUGGUGGCUGGGGCAUGAUGACGCGUCGCUUCUAUGUCUGGAGAAAUGGUGAGCAGCUAGUGAUACGCGCUGAGAUGUUUUUUUUUAGCAAUAUGAAGCUUUUAAGAGACCAAACAGGGUCUGAUAGGUUCUCAUAUUUAAAGGGUUACUCCGGCCCUAGACAUCUUAUCCCCUAUCCAAAGGAUGGAGGAUAAGAUGUCUGAUCGCAGGGGGGCCCGCCGCUAGGGACCCCUGCAAUCUCUCCUGUAGCACCCACUUGUCGUCAGCCUCAUGGAGCGAAGAUCGCUCAGUGUCUGACUCACGAUACAGGGGCUGGAGUAUCGUAUUGUCACGGCUCUGCCUCCUCGUGACGACAUGCCCCACCCCCUCAAUGCAAGUCUAUGGGAGGGGUCGGGACUAGACAUCACGAGGGGGCAGAGCCGUGAUGACAUGAUACUCCAGCCCCUGUAUAGUGAGCAUUCUUCGCUCCUUGAGGCUGCUAAGUGGGGGGCUGCACUCUGUGAGGCUGCUAAGUGGGGGGCUGCACUCUGUGAGGCUGCUAAGUGGGGGCUGCACUCUGUGAGGCUGCUAAGUGGGGGCUGCACUCUGUGAGGCUGCUAAGUGGGGGCUGCACUCUGUGAGGCUGCUAAGUGGGGGCUGCACUCUG